Lotus japonicus is the source of this 4870-nucleotide messenger RNA. RefSeq names its product CLIP-associated protein-like. NCBI's taxonomy places the organism in Eukaryota, Viridiplantae, Streptophyta, Magnoliopsida, Fabales, Fabaceae. The transcript is spliced from 21 exons. Gene Ontology annotation, cellular component: cytoplasmic microtubule. The coding region runs from base 272 to 4606 and encodes 1444 amino acids. Gene Ontology annotation, biological process: microtubule cytoskeleton organization. Gene Ontology annotation, molecular function: microtubule binding. The record is from RefSeq and is a predicted model, not a curated record.
ACAUCAGCAAAGUUUUCAAAUCGUUUCCCUUUCCUUUUGCUUCAUUCAUCAUCUUCUUCUUCUCCGUCGAUCCUAGUCACCUCCCUCUCUCUCUCUCUCUCACUUCACUUCACUCUCUCACACUUGGUUUAAAUUCAGCACCGUAACUCGUGCAUUUGCAUUAUCGCAUUGUCAUUUGCAUUUGCAUUUGCAUUUUCUCAAUUCUCCAUGCGGUGCUGAAUUGGGUACCGAACAGUUGGGUCAGAUCUGAGCCCGGGCGCACCAGAUCCAAAUGGAGGAAGCCUUGGAGCUCGCGCGGGCCAAGGACACCAAGGAGAGGAUGGCCGGCGUCGAGCGCCUCCACCAGGUUCUGGAAGCUUCUAGAAGAACCCUCACUUCCGGCGAGGUCACUUCCCUCGUCGAUUGCUGCACGGAUCUCUUGAGAGACAGCAACUUCAGAGUCUCUCAGGGCGCGCUUCAGGCUCUGGCCUCCGCCGCUGUCCUCGCCGGCGACCACUUCAAGCUUCACCUCAACGCGAUUGUCCCCGCCGUUGUUGAACGCUUGGGCGACGCCAAACAGCCUGUUCGCGACGCCGCUAGAAGGCUCUUGCUCACUCUCAUGGAGGUUUCAUCUCCUACAAUAAUAGUUGAAAGAGCUGGGUCCUUUGCUUGGACAUGCAAAAGCUGGAGAGUCAGAGAGGAGUUUGUACGGACUGUCACAUCUGCAAUUGGUCUAUUUUCAUCUACUGAACUUCCCCUUCAACGGGCUAUUCUUCCUCCUAUUCUGCAGUUGCUGAGUGAUCCAAAUUCUGCGGUUAGGGAAUCAGCUAUUUUGUGCAUUGAGGAGAUGUAUGCUCAAGCUGGGUCUCAGUUUCGUGAUGAACUUCAGCGCCACAAUCUUCCUUCAUCUUUGGUGAAAACUAUUAACGCCAGGCUAGAGGGGAUUCAACCAAAAGUGCACUCUUCAGAUGCUAUUUCUAGUGGUUAUAUGGCAGGGGAAAUUAAUCCUGUGUCUGUUAAUCCCAAGAAAAGUAGCCCAAAGGCAAAGAGUUCAUCAAGGGAGACAUCUCUUUUUGGAGGAGAAGGUGAUGUCACAGAGAAGGGCAUAGAUCCUAUCAAGGUGUAUUCAGAGAAGGAGUUAAUCAGGGAAGUUGAGAAGAUUGCAUCUACCCUUGUACCUGAAAAGGACUGGUCAAUUCGUAUUGCUGCCAUGCAGAGAAUUGAAGGUCUUGUGCUGGGAGGUGCUGCUAAUUAUCCAUGUUUCUUCGGACUCCUGAAGCAGCUUGUUGGACCUUUAAGCACACAAUUGUCGGAUCGAAGGUCCAGCAUUGUGAAACAGGCUUGCCAUCUAUUAUGCUUUUUAUCAAAGGACUUUUUGGGUGAUUUUGAAGCAUGUGCUGAAAUGUUCAUACCAGUUCUUAUGAAGCUGGUUGUGAUUACUGUGCUUGUAAUUGCAGAGUCUGCAGAUAACUGCAUAAAAACGAUGUUGCGUAACUGCAAAGUUGCUCGUGUACUUCCUCGGAUAGCUGAUUGUGCAAAAUAUGACCGUAAUGCCGUACUUCGUGCAAGGUGUUGUGAUUAUGCUCUUUUGAUACUAGAAUAUUGGCCUGAUGCACCAGAGAUACAGCGAUCAGCGGAAUUAUAUGAGGAUAUGAUAAGGUGUUGUGUUUCAGAUGCAAUGAGUGAGGUGCGGUCGACUGCUAGGAUGUGCUACAGAAUGUUUGCAAAAACUUGGCCAGAGCGUUCCCGUCGUCUGUUUUCAUCCUUUGACCCUUCUAUUCAACGGUUAAUAAAUGAAGAGGAUGGAGGAAAACACAGGCGGCAUGCAUCCCCUAGUGUUCGUGAUAGAGGUGCACCGAUGUCAUUAACUAGUCAAGCUUCAGUUCCAUCUAAUGUAACUGGUUAUGGAACUUCUGCUAUUGUUGCAAUGGACAGAAGUUCAAGUUUAUCAUCAGGGGCUUCUAUCUCCUCAGGUGUUCUUCUUUCACAAGCUAAGUCAUAUGGUAAAGGUGCUGAGCGAAGUCUGGAAAAUAUGUUGCAUGCAAGCAAACAGAAGGUCACUGCUAUUGAAAGUAUGCUUAGAGGUUUGGAUUUGUCUGAUAAGCAUAAUUCAUCUGCUCUCCGGUCUUCAAGUUUGGAUCUAGGAGUUGACCGUCCCUCAUCUCGUGAUCCACCAUUCCCUGCUGCUGUUUCAGCAUCUAAUCAUCUGGCUGGCUCUUUAAUGACACAAUCAACCACUUCUGGUGUCAAUAAAGGUAGUAACCGGAAUGGUGGUUUGGGCUUAUCUGACAUUAUCACCCAAAUUCAAGCUUCUAAAGAUUCUGGCAAGUUGUCAUAUAAUAGUAAUGUUGGUGUUGAGCCUUUAUCAGCUUUUUCAUCAUACUCAAUUAAAAAAGCUACUGAAAAUUUACAAGAAAGAAGUUCUGUUGAUGAAAACAAUGACAUCAGGGAGACUAGGCGAUAUAUGAACCCCAACAUAGAUAGACAGUAUAUGGAUCCUCCUUAUAGAGAUGGCAACUUUAGGGAUUCACCGAAUAGUUACGUGCCAAAUUUUCAGAGGCCGCUAUUAAGAAAAAAUGUUGCUGCACGUGUGUCUGCUGGCAGGAGGAGGAGCUUUGAUGAUAGUCAAUUAUUUCUUGGGGAGAUGUCAAACAUUGCAGAUGGACCAGCAUCUCUUCAUGAAGCUCUGAGUGAAGGACUUGGUUCAGGUUCUGACUGGUCUGCUAGAGUUUCUGCCUUUAAUUAUCUUCACUCCUUAUUGCAGCAAGGUCAAAGGGGAAUUCAAGAAGUAGUCCAGAAUUUUGAGAAGGUCAUGAAGUUAUUUUUUCAGCACUUGGAUGAUCCCCAUCAUAAAGUUGCACAGGCUGCUCUUUCCACCCUUGCAGAAAUUAUUCUUACUUGCCGAAAGCCCUUUGAGGGUUACAUGGAACGAAUGUUACCCCAUGUGUUUUCUCGAUUGAUUGAUCCUAAAGAGCUUGUUAGACAAGCAUGCUCUACGACUUUGGAAGCUAUUAGCAAAACUUACAGUAUAGAUUCUCUCUUACCUGCAUUGCUUCGCUCACUAGAUGAACAAAGGUCUCCUAAGGCAAAGUUGGCCGUUAUUGAGUUUGCAAUCAGUUCAUUUAACAAGCAUGCAAUGAAUCCAGAAGGUGCUGCUAAUAUUGGCAUCCUAAAAUUGUGGCUUGCCAAGUUAGCCCCAUUGGUUCAUGACAAAAAUACAAAGCUUAAAGAAGCUGCUAUUACAUGCAUUAUAUCAGUGUACUCUCACUUUGAUUCAUCUGCAGUUUUGAAUUUUAUUCUUAGUUUGUCAGUUGAUGUACAAAAUUCUCUGAGACGAGCCCUUAAACAGCGCACCCCUCGUAUAGAAGUAGAUUUAAUGAACUAUCUGCAGAACAAGAAAGAGCGACGUUCUAAGUCUUCGUAUGAUCCAUCUGAUGUUAUGGGAACAUCUUCUGAUGAGGGUUAUGCUGGAUUGUCUAGGAAAAAUCAUUACAUUGGAAGGUAUUCUGCUGGUUCUCUAGAUAGUGAUGGUGGCAGGAAGUGGAGUUCCCAAGAUUCAACCCUGAUUAAAACCAGUUUUGGCCGACCAGCUUCUGAUGAAACUGAGGAACAAUCAUAUCAGAAUCUUCAGACUGAUUCUAAUAGUGUUAUUCUUGGUUCAAAAACUAAAGACUCUGCUUACACAAUCAAUUCAGUGGAUCAAAAUUUUGGCUUUCAAACUAGCCAACUUGGACAUGUGGACAGUAACAUGAACUUUGAAGGUCUGUCAUCUGAUCUGGAUGCUAAUGGUCUGAUGUCAUUAGAGCAUUUAAACCUUGCUGAAGGAUUUAGACAUGACAAAGAAUUUCCUUUUGAAUUGAACCAUAAUCAUCACACCACUGAAGAUGUAAAGGUUGACUCCAUGACAGACACUGGACUCAGCAUUUCUCAAAUUCUUCAUAUGAUAUGCAGUGGAGGUGAUGGAAGCCCUGUUUCAAGUAAGCAGACAGCACUUCUCCAGCUAGUUGAAGCUUCUAUAGCAAAUGAUCAUUCGAUUUGGACCCAGUACUUCAAUCAGAUUUUGACAGUUGUUCUUGAGGUGCUGGAUGAUUCAGAUUCCUCAAUCAGAGAGCUUGCUCUUUCAUUGAUUGUGGAAAUGCUUAAAAACCAGAAAGAUGCCAUGGAAAAUUCAGUUGAGAUUGUAAUUGAAAAGCUGCUUAAUGUUACAAAGGAUAUUGUUCCCAAGGUCUCAAAUGAAGCAGAACAUUGCCUGACCAUCAUUUUAUCUCAGGAUGAUCCAUUCAGAUGUUUAAGUGUGAUUGUCCCUCUACUAGUUACUGAGGAUGAGAAAACUCUUGUCACUUGCAUAAAUUGCCUAACAAAGCUUGUGGGGCGGCUCUCUCAGGAGGAACUGAUGGCCCAGUUACCCUCAUUUCUGCCUGCUUUGUUUGAAGCUUUUGGAAACCAGAGUGCGGAUGUUCGUAAGACUGUUGUUUUCUGUCUCGUGGAUAUUUAUAUCAUGCUUGGGAAAGCAUUCUUGCCAUAUUUAGAAGGGCUUAACAGCACCCAAUUGAAGUUGGUCACCAUUUAUGCAAAUCGAAUCUCACAGGCAAGGACAGGAAAAGCAAUUGAUACCGCUCACGAUUAGCAGGUUAAUUGGAAGAGUGCUUGCGGGUUUUGAAUGUUUUCAUGUUGUGUAUUUUGUAUAUUGAUUGAGUGCAUGAGUUUUUCUGGUGGGAUUUUCAUUGUGUUUAUUUUCUCACCUUAGUCAUAUAUUUUUGUCUUCCUUUUUUCCCUGCCAAUUUUUACCGGAUUUUGAGAGUGCUGGACUGCUGGUGGUGGAAUACAUUGCCGCAAAUUGUAAUGUACAUUGAGGAAACGUGAUUGAUUUGUAUUAAAUGGUUUUCGAGAA